This is a messenger RNA of Tripterygium wilfordii, 1885 nucleotides long. RefSeq names its product alkane hydroxylase MAH1-like. The record is from RefSeq and is a predicted model, not a curated record. Bases 1041 to 1736 code for a protein of 231 amino acids. Lineage: Eukaryota; Viridiplantae; Streptophyta; Magnoliopsida; Celastrales; Celastraceae. The transcript has a single exon. Gene Ontology annotation, molecular function: heme binding; monooxygenase activity; iron ion binding.
UUCCAAGUUAUGUUGGCUUAGUCGUAAACUAGUCAAUCAAUCCGUACUUCCGUCCCGCGUCAGUUGGUAUCGGAACGAGGAUUUCGCCUCUCAAGAUGUCCAACAACGAAGGAGGAAGAAGCCCUAUAGUCGUUGGACGUGGGGUGAAUGAUUUUCGGUAGGUGACGAAGGAGAUUAAAGCAAUGUUGAAUCAAUUCGAAGUCUAUCAGAAUCAACCAAUCAAUGGGUAUGACGUUCGUGAUGUUGCACGAAACCAAUCUGUUGAUCCAUAUGUUUUGAAGCAAAAAAGGUACAACGGUAUUCCCUACUUGAAAAGGCUCAAAAUCAAAUAUUAUUUGAAUUGGUUAUUUGAUUCGGAAAAAUAUUUUUAUUAUAUGGAAAUCUUGGAAGAGAAGAAGGUCAAACUUGCAUCACAUAAACUUAGUGGAUAUGUAGCAAGUUGGUGGGAUGAAAUACAAUUUAAGAGAAAACGACAACGCAACGAUAAAAUUCGGUCUUGGCCUAGAAUGAAAAUGAUGCUUACUUUUGACUUUUUCCCUUAUAAGUAUGAAGAUAUUUUAUUUAAAUUGGAUUAGUUGAUGGAUCAAUUUUUCGACAACUAGUAUUCAAAGUCUGAUAGGGAUGGCGAAUUGUUCGAAACAAAUCAAGAAACUUUGCAGGUUCAAGAAGUUAUAAUUGAUCCAAUUUCACAAGCACCUGAGGAACAUCCAAAUCAUGAAGACAAUUUUAAAAUUGAAGAGUAUGAUAAUUCUGUGGAGAACAAAUCACAACAGGAUGAGAAUUUGGAGGAUAAAAGAGUUUUUAUUGUUGAAAUUCAAGAAGAAAUUAUUGACUUUGAUAAUAGAGUUGUAGAGGACAUUGACACUAUUGCUCUUGAAAGUCAAGUUUUGUUUGAGGAAGAUUCAAGUUCAACGAAGUAUUAUGUAGUUCAAGAAUUUCAUAAUCAAAUUAUUAUUCCUACAAACUGUGAGGUCGAAUUUGUUGGGAAAUUCUAGACAAUCUGAUAUGUAAGUGCAUAUCAAUGAAGAGACAAGAAAAUAAUGGAGAGAAGAAUAUUUGAUCUAUUGAGUUCAUAUAUGGAUCAAGAAAACACUCAAGGUUGGGAAAUUGAUGACAAGCUAUUGAGAGACACAGUUCUGAAUCUUAUGAUUGCAGGACAGGACACUACUGCUUCUGCUCUCACUUGGUUGUUCUGGCUUCUCUCCAAAAACCCAUCAGUGGAAGCAAAGAUCAGAGAGGAAUUACAGACAACAGAACCAGAAUCCGACAUCGAAAAGCUGAACAAGUUAGUUUAUCUACAUGCAGCAUUGUGUGAAUCACUAAGGCUGUACCCACCAGUUCCUUUCCAACUCAAAACACCAAUAAAGACAGACAUUCUUCCAAGUGGUCAUGAGGUGGAACCAAACACUAAGAUCGUGUUGUUAACGUACUCGAUGGGACGAAUGAAGCGGGUUUGGGGCAAAGAUUGCUUGGAAUACAAGCCUGAGAGAUGGAUUUCGGAGAAUGGAAGGAUCAAGUACGAGCCUUCAUACAAGUUCUUCGCAUUCAAUGCCGGACCGAGGACUUGUCUUGGGAAGCAAGUGGCUUUUACACAGUUGAAGACCACUGCAGCUGCUAUAAUCAGAAACUUUGAUGUUCAGGUGAUUGAAGGACACAGUGUUGCUCCUAGUGCUUCCAUUAUUCUUCGCAUGAAGCAUGGUUUAAUGGUUAGAGUCACCAAGAGAGGGUACUACUAGUCCUUCCAGCCAUAUUUUCUCACCAUUAUUACUGGGUCUGUUAUAUAUGCCCAGGAGUUGCUGCUGCUGUUAUUGCAGCUGUAUCUAUUGAUGUUAUAAUUAUGAAAACUAUAUAUAUCAUCAUAAUAAAUGGGUUAAUUUGUGUGAGA